Messenger RNA from Gadus morhua (Atlantic cod), 3548 nucleotides. It is a transcript of the gene evc, whose product is annotated as EvC ciliary complex subunit 1. The coding region runs from base 296 to 3217 and encodes 973 amino acids. The transcript is spliced from 20 exons. The record is from RefSeq and is a predicted model, not a curated record. Lineage: Eukaryota; Metazoa; Chordata; Actinopteri; Gadiformes; Gadidae. Gene Ontology annotation, cellular component: plasma membrane protein complex; ciliary membrane. Gene Ontology annotation, biological process: smoothened signaling pathway.
CGGACUUAUCACUGCAAAAAGUUAGGGAAAAAAGGCUCCUCCUUGGAUUUAACGGGAAUGGCAUCAUCAAAUCUGCGUCCACGGCUUGGUAUCGCUGUUCCAUUUACUUUGUUGUUGUCCCUCGAAGUUAAUUCUCAUGCCUCUGCUUUUACCCUUUCCUUUGCGUAUUUUGCAGUUUGACUGCUGAAGCAUGUAUAAGCGGACUUUCCAAACAUCAUCCGAGCAACGACUUUCAUGAAGAAUUUACGAAUCGUUUGCGUUUACUUCAGCCUGUCUCUUGCUGUGAUUCUCAAUAAUGACAAACCAGAAUGCGGUGGCAGAAUGCGCCAUUGAUGUGUUGGUCACUUUCCCCGAAUCGGUGCAGAUAUUUACAGGACUGCUCACAGCAUUGACUGUCUCUGGGGGUCUUUUGGGCAUUGUUACCGCUGCUCUGUUGUAUGUGUUCUGUCUGAAGCCCAUGCUUUUAACAAGACAGGGAAACAAUGCUAGAAGGUUACUUGAGCCAGCCGAAGAAAACGUGGACAACCAUCAAAGUGACCACAUCAGCAACAACCGAAAAGAUGUGACAAGUUCCUCGGCUGCAAAAGUUGAAAAAAAGAUGCCACCCAUCAACAGUGAUGUUGCCGCGUUUGCAUCGAGAGCAAAAGUGGUUUACCCCAUCAACCAGAAAUACAGGCCGUUAGCAGACGGAGCGUCCAAUCCCUCGGUACACGAGCGCUCAAAGCUUCCCGCUGGCUCCAACGAGGACUCCUCCACCGGAGAGUCCCUAAGCCAGGAGCAGGACAAUGAUGACAGCAGCCAGUUCAUCUCCUCCUCUCUGGUGCCCAGGAGCCUCCAGAACCAGAGCUUCUCCAGGGCCCCCCAUUACCCACACACACUCACUCAAACUGGGUUUGAGGGACGUAUCGGUCUCUACUGUCUUGCCCUGCAGGACGUGCAGCAACAGUGUUGUGGCCUCCAGGAGGAGAAGUGUCAGAUCUUUCUCCGAAUGGUGAAAAUGAUAUGCAGUCAGCGGUUUCCAAAGAAUAAAAAUGAGGAAGACUUCUUCAAGAACCUCAUUGUAAUGCAGGAAAAGGAAGUUGAAACACUGAGGAAACGGUUAACUUCCAAGACGGCCUCUGAAAAGACUGCUGAGACAGAUUCUCCCUGUACCCUGGAGGAGAUAGAGAGGACCCAUAAAGACCUUCUGGAGCACGGGCUUCAAAUGACUGAAGUAUUUGGCCAGCAGGUGGAGCACUUGUGCCAGCAUCUGUUGGGUAAGGACAGCGUUCUGCCGACAGAGGAAGCCCAGGCCAUCAUCAACUCUCUCAUCCACACUCUGGUACUGCUAGAGAACCACUGGAUGGCUGCUCAGGAAGCAGGCCUAAAGAGCAUCCAGCAGAGGCUGCUGUGGUGGGAGGAGUUGAUGUAUCUUUUUCAGGCCAAACCCGCCUUACUCAGACAGGAAGUGUCUCUGAGGCAAGCCCUGGUUGCCACGGCACUGGAGCAGCUCUCCGGAGAAGACACCUUGACCUUUGACCUGAUGGAGAAGAUGCUGUCGGAAAUGCAGUGCAGUCUGAAGGAGUGCCUUGAGCUGUGCACCGAGGACUGUGUGAAGAAAGCCAAGGAGCUGGCGAGUGAGAAGUGGAGGAGGACCGAGAGCAAGAGUCAGAAGCUGCAGAGCAGCCAGGCCCGGGAGAGAAGCCAAGCGCUGGAUUCAGCACAAGCCCACGGUGACCUACAUCACUUCAUCAAGGUGUAUAAGGAGCUGCAGGCCAAACACAGGCAGCAGAGCAUCAGCCUGGAGUUGAAACAGGAUGACAGAGUGGUCGAAGCCCUCUGCGAUCUAUGGAGGAAACUUCACUCUUCAUGGUCGAGGAGAGUGGGCGAGGAGGCCAAGAAGGUCUUCCUCGGCAGUCUUGCUCCCAGGCCACAGCUCUCUGUUGAGCACUGCAGCAAGCUGUGGUUGGAUCUAGAGGAUAAGCUGGCCACACAGCGGCAGCAGGCGGAGGUUGGGACCAAGAUGCAACUGGAGGACAUGAGGGCUCAGAUGGAUCAGGAUAGACAGCUCUGGGGUGAAGAGACUGCUGUGGUGCUGGCUUGCCUCAGGCAUCUGACAGAGCAGCAGAUGAAGAUGCUCCAGACCACAGUUGUCAGGCAGAGCUACAUGCUGGACAGACCGGUGGGGAUGCUGCUGGAAAAGAAACAGGAGCGCCUCCUGGUGGCAGUGCAGACACACUUUGUGUCCAGGCACUUCUGUCUGCAUGUGCUAAGGGAAAUGAGGCUGUCCAAGCUGAAAGCUCUGGCUCAAACAGACUUCAGAGACCUGCUGAGAGAAGACCACAACCAAAGCCAGGAAAACGACAAUUCAGCCACGAAAGAUCAACGCAAGGACAGCGGGGCCAGCCUGGCAGAGAGACACCUGGGGGCCGAGAGCCAGCUGGUGGACCACAGCUUCCAGCAGGAGUUCCUCUCGGAGCUGGAGACGGGCACCGAGCUCCUGCAGAGGCACGCCCAGCUGCUGGUGGGCAACGCCCUCAGCCACAGGGUCUGGGGGCGGAUGGGGGCCACGGCCCCGCUGGAAUGGCCCACCCGCCCACAGGACACCGACGGACUGAAGCAUCACCUGGCUGAGGUUGCCUCUGAGAGCGUGUACCUAACCAAGGACUCCCUCAGUGCCCUGGUUCAGGGUUACUACUCUCACAUGGAGGACGUCACCACCAGACUGCAGGAGGAACAGUCAAGCACACGGCAGUCAGUAAGAGAAGAGAAUGCGAGGCGAGAGAGCAGCCAUCUCUUCCACCAGGGCUUGCUGAGAGAGCUGGCCAACUGGGAGAGGAACCUGACGUCUAAAGAGUUUCAAAAGAGGGUUGAACAACACAAAAGGAAGUUGCUGGAGCACUACGACCUCGGACAGGAGGUGCUGUUUGAGACUCUGAGGCAGCAAAGAGUUUCCGAGGACCAGGCCAUGGAAAAGGUCAAAGCACAGUUGCUGGAAGCAGAGGAAGCCUUUAUUACGGAGGUGGCUUCCCUGGCCCGGGUGUCUCUCCAAAACACCCGUCUGGACCCCACUAUCCAGGAGGAGAACUCUGAUGUUGUGAGUCACGACAUCAUGAAUCUGCUGGCCCUGAAUCCAGAUCUGGAUCCUGCUAAGAAUCCCUCUCUGACUCCAACAGUAGCGACCGCUCCAAAAGCACCUCAAAAGAAGAACAGGGAGCGGGAAUCUCAACUCAUCUGACAUCAACAUGUUUUUUCACAAAACUGUUUGUACAGCAAUGGGAUAUGUAUUUUUUCUCAUUUAAUUUUGAAACUAUAUUGUAAAAUGAUAUUUGUAUUUUACAUAUAACCACUGCAUCUAUAAUGUUUACAAUUAUUCAGAGAUUUGUAUAUAAAUGUAGAAAAUACAGAGCCUUUUAAAAAACAUCAGCAUAAUUUGUUGUUUUUAAUCUAAGUGAGCAAUCUUUGUACCACUUGAAAUCCAAAGGCAAGUGUUCCGUGUUACUUUUGGGAAUACCCUGCCGCCAAGUAAAUAAUGCAUAAAUAAAGCAUGCAUUUUCCAGCCGUGUAUA